AUGACGGAAGGGCAAGGUCAGCCUCUGAAAUUCACCAUCACCCACUAUCGCAAGCCUCAACAUACACAUGAAGAAUUUAUUAAGUGGAUCGUUGAGGGCCACCUUCCUCUUGCUAUUUCCGUCUUCAAUAAGCACAGAAUCCUUGGCUAUACACUUCUGGAGGCGGUCAAGGACGAGGAACACUGGGUGGACACGUCGAAGGCCUUGGCUACUCUGGGAUAUGCGACUCAGUACUUAUUGCCGAACGGGGAGACUGUUAACUUGCCAAAGUGA
Pseudogymnoascus destructans is the source of this 273-nucleotide messenger RNA. RefSeq lists its product as uncharacterized. Bases 1 to 273 code for a protein of 90 amino acids. Lineage: Eukaryota; Fungi; Ascomycota; Leotiomycetes; Thelebolales; Thelebolaceae. The record is from RefSeq and is a predicted model, not a curated record. The transcript has 2 exons.